AUGGCGCCGACAAUGCGUACUCACACCACCACUAGGCGUGGAAACCGAGCUGGCUAUCAGGAACAUGACGAUUUCGAAGGCCUACCCGUUCGGCAAUGGCGACAGGAAUGGGUGAACAUAUCACCACCUUCUCAGGUCGAAACCACUCAGAAGAACGACGUCUGGGCCAUCGAACUGCCUCAUGGCAUGCCCAAGGAUUCGAAUCUGUUGCCCACCCAUACACAGGAACUGCUACGAGCAGCCCGCUCCGGACGACUCUACAAACGACCCGCGCCCGCUGAAGAAGAGGAAGCUGAGGCGGAUACCGCCCCGGAGAAGCCAGAAAAGAAGGACGAGGACCCCACUACCAAAGGCUACAUGGUCAAGGUCUGGAAGCAGAUACCUCGCAAUGCCGAGGGUCCCACCAUUUCGCAUCUGGCCAAGAGGAGGAAAGGCACGGUGACACUGUCCUCCAGCCUGCCCGCCGGAAACACGUCUGGCCCAACCGUCACCAAGGCUAGAGUGCGGCGCAUUGAUGCUGCUGGUAACCCGUACGAUCAAGAGGUCAUCCUUGCCCACGGUCAGCCUGUCGAUGGCGAAAUCAUCUCCACCACGGUCGUGCAGGCGCCGACAGCCAACGCGAAUGCUGAUGCUGCAGCUGGUGCCCCUGUACGGAGACGUCCCCCACCUCCCAAGAGGAAGGCCAAGGGUCCUGGCAGAGGCCGGAAGAAGAAGAUCCUGCCGCUGCCUGGUCCCUCAGUUUCCCAGACUGGGGUUUCUGGUGCUGGUGUUGGCGAAGGCGGCGUUAAGCCCGGAGGUGCUAAUGAUGGCAUCAAGCAGGAGGGCGGCGAGGACAAUACGCGCCAGGACAGCGAAAUGGCAGAUGGCGAUGAUGACGAAGAAGGCGACGACGACGGCGAAGACGGCGAAGAUGGGGAGGAAGGUGACGAAGACGAGGGCGAAGUUGCCGAGAGCGAAAAGGGAACGCCUGCGGCAAAGGAAGGCAGUACCGACCAGGAGAUCAAGCACUCGCCUUCUGUUGGGCCCCCAACCAUCACUACUUCUGUCCAAGACCCAGACCCAGACGCUAUGGAUCUUUCAACGGACGAGCCACUCCCCGAAGUCUCACAAACACAACCACCGACCGCACUUGCCCCUAUUCAGCCUCCAACAUACCUGAACUCUCCUCAUUUCGAGGGAAGCCCCCUGAAGAACGUAUUGGUACCGUCACCAACUGAGCUAUUGUUACCGAGCUUACCGCCAGUCUCUGCUCCAGAGGCCAGUGCCCCUGUGCAGGAGUCGAGCUUACUAUCAAAUCCUAUACCGGAUCCUGUGCCGAGUGUUGAAGUACCACGACCGACUGUAUCAGAGCCCGUCGUCCAAGAGACCACAAUCGUUGAGACUCAUACUCCCCAGGAUACAGAGAUGACAGAUGCUGCGCCCAUGACACAGCCAGAGACCAGUGUUGAGAGCAGGGUCCUUUCUAGCACAGACACAGGUGUUGAUCAAGCAGUAGUGGCGGAAAUCAUCGAGACGACGAAAAUCCCGCUCAAUGACGAAGAAGCCGCGCCUGCAGAGCCUUCUGUCCUCACAGAACCCACCCUCAUUCCUGAAGUGGCCACCACAGAAAGCAUUUCUGAAACCCCAUUACCGAUCGUCGAAGACUUCGUCAAACCUGUUGAAGAGCCGGUAUUGUUGGUCGACCCCGAGCCAAUCAGAGAAGCGCUAGUCGAAGAAGCACCAGUUGAAGAAGCACCAGUUGAAGAAGCACCAGUUGAAGAAGCACCAGUUGAAGAAGCACCAGUUGAAGAAGCACCAGCCAAGGAAGCACCAAUUGAAGAAGCACCAGCCAAGGAAGCACAAGCCAAGGAAGCACCGGUCGAAGAAGCGCUAGUCGAAGAAACACCAGUUGAACAAGUAUUAGUUGAAGAAGUACCAGUCGAAGAAGUGCUAGUUGAAGAUGGGCCACUCGAACCAACAGUACCAUCACCCAUCACACAAAUUACUGAGGUUACAGACCUUUCUACAGCCCCUGCCACAGAAGUGUCGACAACUGCUGAAGAGGUACCAACGACAACGCUACCUUCCUUGAAUCCUGUGCAGACAGAGUUCUCGGCAACUGUCCCCUUAACCGAAGAACCUGAACCUGAGAGUCCUGAUCUGCUUGGUGGUCUUGAGGCUGUGCUCGACAGACACCAUGACUCUAGAAACGAGCACCGGGCGGACGUGGCGCCGGAACCCAUACUAGCGGCUGCCCCAGAGCCCGCGUCAGUCAGUGCGCCGCCUACAGAUAUGCCUACUGCUGAUUCUGCUGCUAUACCGGAGUCAGCACCAGAGUCAGUCCCAGCUACUGCUGACACCGAGGAGAAGAAGAUUGAAGAAACGGCUGAGUAA
Truncatella angustata is the source of this 2373-nucleotide messenger RNA. RefSeq lists its product as uncharacterized. The coding region runs from base 1 to 2373 and encodes 790 amino acids. The record is from RefSeq and is a predicted model, not a curated record. Lineage: Eukaryota; Fungi; Ascomycota; Sordariomycetes; Amphisphaeriales; Sporocadaceae. The transcript has 4 exons.